Molecule: messenger RNA, 1085 nt
Organism: Capsella rubella
Lineage: Eukaryota; Viridiplantae; Streptophyta; Magnoliopsida; Brassicales; Brassicaceae
Product: glutathione S-transferase F6
Exons: 3
Coding region: 243-869 (208 amino acids)
Cellular component (GO): cytoplasm
Molecular function (GO): glutathione transferase activity; glutathione binding
Source: RefSeq, a predicted model, not a curated record
AUCAUACAUUACUCAGCUUGACUUUUGAAAUAAUCAAUCAUCUUAGCAAAAUUAUUAAUAGUAUUCAAGCUUGGUGGCGCCGAGGAUUUUCUCUUGUUUUUGUUUAUUCACUAAGUUUACACUGUUUUAGUUGUAUAAAUACACUUCCCCAUCUGUGUAUUUCUUCUCAUCGACCACAAAGAUCUCUCUCUACUCAUACUUUUCUUAACAACACUAAAAGAAAAACAGCAUUUAGUUCAGUAAUGGCAGGAAUCAAAGUUUUCGGUCACCCUGCUUCCACAGCCACGAGAAGAGUUCUCAUCGCCCUACACGAGAAGAAUCUCGACUUUGAGUUCGUUCAUAUCGAGCUCAAAGAUGGUGAACACAAGCAAGAGCCUUACAUCUUUCGCAACCCUUUUGGCAAAGUUCCAGCCUUUGAAGAUGGAGACUUCAAGCUUUUUGAAUCAAGAGCAAUUACACAAUACAUAGCUCAUAAUUACGCAGACAAAGGAAACAACCUUCUCUCAACUGGAAAGGACAUGGCGAUCAUAGCCAUGGGCAUCGAAAUCGAAUCGCAUGAGUUUGACCCAGUUGGCUCAAAGCUUGUUUGGGAGCAAGUCCUCAAGCCGUUGUAUGGUAUGACCACAGACAAAGCCGUUGUUGAAGAAGAAGAGGCUAAGUUGGCCAAAGUCCUUGAUGUUUACGAACACAGGCUUGGUGAUUCCAAGUACUUGGCUGCUGAUCACUUUACUUUGGUUGAUCUUCACAUCAUCCCUGUGAUUCAGUACUUGCUCGGUACUCCAACUAAGAAGCUCUUCGACGAGCGUACCCAUGUCAGUGCUUGGGUUGCCGACAUCACUUCCAGGCCUUCUGCUCAGAAGGUUCUUUAAGUGAAUCAAGCUGACUAUCACAGGAUUGAAUAAUAGUGGCGAUGACAUCAUUGCCCUAAUUCUCAUAAACUCUGUUUUUCUUUUUGUAUGUGUUUCCUCUGUUUUUUUCUUUUCGUGUACUCUGUUUUUUUCUGCUACUAUAAGUGAUGGGUUUGAAUGCAAUCUUCAAUAAAGAGUAUUUGAUGAAUAAAAAAAUGAAAUAUUUGUUAUCUUCAA